Molecule: messenger RNA, 2987 nt
Organism: Lemur catta (Ring-tailed lemur)
Lineage: Eukaryota; Metazoa; Chordata; Mammalia; Primates; Lemuridae
Gene: ZNF471
Product: zinc finger protein 471
Exons: 5
Coding region: 914-2794 (626 amino acids)
Biological process (GO): regulation of DNA-templated transcription
Source: RefSeq, a predicted model, not a curated record
CGGGCUGCGCGCGAGGGAUGGGUGUGAGGCUGCGCGGGCCAGCCGGCUAGCGAGUGUGGGCGUGAGACAGACUGACCUGUGAGUCGGGCGUGUGAGAGAGAGAGAGAGAGAGACAGGCAACGGCGAGAAGCGGGCGAGCCUGUAUGUGAAAGAGCGGUCAGUGUGAGAGGCUUGGGUGUGUGCGAGGGAGAGACAGACUGAACUGUCAGAGUUCAGAGCGUGAGACCAGGCUGUGUGAGCGGAGACAGACCACAGUGUGAGACCAGUGAGAGUGACAAAUGUGCGAAACACCAGUGUGUUAGGCUCCCUGGGAGGCCAGUGUGUCUGUGAGAGAGACAGAGACUGGAUUGUGUGAGUGAGAGUGAAACCAGGAUAUGUUGGUGUGAGUGUGUGAGAGAGGGAGACAAUCAAGUACGGGAGAAAGUUGUGUGUUUGAUACUGUGAAAUAUAGAUAUUUGGUCUUCAUCCCAGUUUCCUGGCAUCCAGCUUCUAAAAUCCCUCUAAAAUCUCUGAUGUAGUAAAUGUCUUUUUGUAUGCUAAUGAUCGUGUGAAAGAUCAGUCAGUGUGAGAGGCCUGGGUGUGUGUAUAUGUGAGAGAGAGACAGAAUGAACUGUGAGAGUUCAGAGUGUGAGACCAGGGUGUGUUGCUGUGUGAGACCAAUGAGUGUGAGCCCCUAGGUAGAGUCCAGGUGGGGGCCGCUCACUGGAAAGACCAAGGCAGGAUUAGAGGGUUGGUACUGUUUGCCCCACCUUCAAGCUCCCAGGAGAGGAAAGGAUCCAGGCUUCCAUAAAAACUCAAAAGGAUCGGUUUUGGUGAACUUCCCGGAGAACUGAACUCAUGGAAGUUCCUGUAGGCCUUGCCCUUCCAGGACACUACUGUUGUCCAAGAGAGAGACCAGGAAGAGAAGGCAAAAAUGAGUGUUGAGCUAGUGAAAGCCAUGCCCCAGGACUUAGUGACAUUUAAGGAUGUAGCAAUAGACUUUUCCCAGGAGGAAUGGCAAUGGAUGAACCCUGCUCAGAAGCACUUAUAUAGGAGUAUGAUGUUGGAGAAUUAUCAGAGCCUGGUAUCACUGGGCCUUUGCAUUUCUAAGCCAUAUGUGAUCUCCUUAUUGGAGAAGGGGAAAGAACCUUGGGAGAUGAAGAGUGAGAUGACAAGAAGUCCGUUCUCAGAUUGGCAAUCUAUAUAUGAGACACAAGAAUCAUCUCUGAAGCAGUUCAUGUACAAUGAUGCAUUCAUAGAGAGAAUUACAAGCUAUGGACUUGAGUGUUCCACUUUUGGAGAAAAUUGGAAAUGGGAAGACCUUUUUGAGAGACAGAUGGGAAAUCAAGAGACAUUUAGCAGGACAGAAACAAUCACUCAUAAAAAAACCCUCACUAAGAAAACAGACCACAAAUACACCAAAUUUGGGAAACUUGUGCAUCUGGACAAUGUAGAUGAGAGUGUUUAUAAUCACAAGUUAGAAAAAAAAAGCUUCUCUAAAAAUUCUAUGGUAAUAACACACAAGAAGGUCUAUGUAUCAAAGAAACUUUUUAAAUGUAAUGAAUGUGACAAAACCUUCACUCACAGCUCAUCCCUUGCUGUUCAUCAUAGAAUUCAUACUGGAGAAAAACCAUAUGAAUGUAAAGAAUGUGGAAAAGCCUUCAAGCAGAGGCCACACCUCGCUCAACAUCAUAGAACACAUACUGGGGAGAAACUCUUUGAAUGUAAAGAAUGUAGGAAAUCCUUCAAACAAAGUGAGCAUCUUAUUCAACAUCGAAGAAUUCAUACUGGAGAAAAACCAUAUAAAUGUAAGGAAUGUAGAAAAGCCUUCAGACAGCCUGCACAUCUUGCUCAGCAUCAGAGAAUUCAUACUGGAGAGAAACCCUAUGAAUGUAAGGAAUGUGGCAAAGCCUUCAGUGAUGGCUCAUCUUUUGCUCGACAUCAGAGAUGCCACACUGGCAAAAGACCCUAUGAAUGUAUUGAGUGUGGGAAAGACUUUAGGUAUAACUUAUCUCUUAUUCGUCACUGGAGGAGUUACCAUACUGGAGAGAAGCCUUUUAAUUGCAGUGAUUGUGGAAAGGCCUUCAGCGUUCACAUAGGACUUAUUCUGCAUAGGAGAAUUCAUACUGGGGAGAAACCCUAUAAAUGUAAUGUGUGUGGAAAAACCUUCAGCUCUGGUUCAUCCCGUACUGUACAUCAGAGAAUUCACACAGGAGAGAAACCUUAUGAAUGUGAUGUUUGUGGGAAAGACUUUAGCCAUCAUGGGUCACUCACUCAACAUCAAAGGGUACAUUCUGGAGAGAAACCUUAUGAAUGUAAGGAAUGUGGGAAAGCCUUUAGGCAGAAUAUACACCUUGCUAGUCAUUUAAGAAUUCAUACUGGCGAAAAACCUUAUGAAUGUAAAGAAUGUGGAAAAGCUUUUAGAAUCAGUUCACAGCUGGCUACACAUCAGAGAAUUCAUACUGGAGAAAAGCCUUAUGACUGUCAGGAAUGUGGAAAAGCUUUCAAACAGAAGUCACACCUUGCCCAACAUCAGAAAACUCAUACAGGAGAGAAACCUUAUGAGUGUAGUGAAUGUGGGAAAGCCUUUAGCCAGACUUCCAACCUUAUUCAACAUCAAAGAGUUCAUACUGGAGAGAAACCCUAUAAAUGUACUGAAUGUGGUAAGGCUUUCAGUGACAGUUCAUCCCGCACUCAGCAUCAAAGACUUCACACUGGCCAAAAGCCCUAUCAAUGUUUUGAAUGUGGAAAGGCAUUCAGAAGAAAGUUAUCCCUUAUUUAUCAUCAAAGAAGUCAUGCUAGAGAUGAAUGUUAAGAAUGUACUGCAUGUGGCAGAGUCUUUAGCCAUUCCUUACUUCAUCAGAGAACCCAUUCUGAAUAAAAACCAUAUGAAUGUAAGGAAUAUAGAAAAACCUUCGCCAGACUGCAUACUUUAUCACAGCUCACUGCAGCCUCAAGCUCCUGGGCUCCAGUGAUUCUCUGGCUUAGCCUCCUGAGUAGCUGAGACU